ACAUGAUAUUCUAGAUUCCAUCUGGUUUUUUACUACGCUUACGAGUCUUCUUCAGCAUUAUUCUAUUCAGUCUCGACUGCUUAACCGAAGCUACCUUUUUCUGCUGGCUCAGAACCAGAUUUCCGGCCGCUGAGCGCCGCCGCAGACAACUCUAUUGCUAUCCAGAAGCGGCGCUGCCUUGUCGACCCUCACACAAUGGCCGUGUCGCAGACAGGCGAUAACGUGAAUCUUCUAUACGGCCUGGGGGGUGAAAGGAAAAACCUGAACCCGGCAACCGUGAAUGCCGUCGACAGCCACUUGAUGGAGAUCAGCUCAAUCAGGCUGACUUCAUCAAGCGACAGCCGGGACUCGGUAUUGGCAUUUGUGAGGUUUCCAAAGGAUGCCCGCUUGGCUCCCGCCUGUGACGGGAAGGGAUGGGAGGACGUGUUCAUCCGAAUGAACUACGAGAAGCUCAUGGGCCUCGGCUCGACCAAGGUUCACGAAAUGUUCACCGACAGCGCCCAAAGACGCUUCCGUCGACGGCUGCCCCUCACGACGCUGCCGCCUGGGAUCGAGUACGUUCUCGAUUUCACGCCCCCCCAAGAGGGUCCUGAGCUGGCCGAUCUCACCGCGGCCCUCUGGCUUCCUCGCAUAAUCAAGAUCUGGUUCCUGGCCGGGAAUUACAUCCCAGAGCCAGUUGUUGCGGGGGAAGGGGUCUGGAAACGCCCUCUGGCUGACAGAGCUGUUGGCUCUAUCAUGACCCUUGGCCACGACGAUGUCUGCAAGAGCAAUUCGUGCCUCACGGAUUUCUCCCACUGGCAGACCAAUGAAAACGUUCUCGGCAUCAUUGAUGAGCACCCGGGUCAUCCUGGAAGCCGCAUUCCAGAUUUUAGGAAAGUUGAAGAUUACUGUCCGAUUCGACAUCGGGUUUCCAUUGUCCGCCUUCUUAGGGCAAUGAACGGCGACGGGCUUCUGCUGAACUCGGCCGUGCGCAUGUGGACUGUCGCCCAGGUAGCUAUUAACCUCGAAGUGCCACAGGUUGUUGUUGACCCAGUUACUCAAUGGCUCGUGGCACCGCCAAACACCAAGUUCAUCGAGAUCUGCCCAGAGAAAGCCUUUCAACUGGCAUACGCUCUCAAAAUCCCGAGUGUGCUCAUCGCCUCCUUCAAGAUACUGGUCAACGAGCGGGCAGUCGACUACGCCAGUUCGGUGCCCUCGUCGCGCCUGCCCGAGUUCACAUGGGCUCAGCGCCGGCGCGAUGACUAUGGAGAUUUCCCGUCGGACCCAGUUGAGUACGCCAGCCGCUCGUUCGCCGAGCGAAUGAGCACCAAACUCAGGAUGCUCCAGUCAGACCAGGUUUUCAUCUGGCUCCCCAAGACGAUCAGCGAGUGGAAUAAGUUCGUCGUGCUCGGCGGGCUUAUCGAACCUACUAACCCAUGGAAAGAAGCUUACGAAGAACUCGCUGCGGCUUUACUUGCUGUGUUCCACCAACACGUACAAAACUCCCUCGCAACACCCGCAUUUCCUAUCUCAGUCAUCGACCUUCUCGAGGCGCAACGCAAGCACUACAUCCCUUGGUGGGAUCGCACUCCCAUCACCGUUCUUUACAGUGACCUCAACCCUAGUCAAAAAGCGUUGACGCCCUUCUUUUGGAAGACGCUUAAGGACAAUAUCCCCCCGUUGAAAGAACUCUCGGAGUUCACGAACCCCAAUGACAACAUGAAACAAAGGACACUCAUGCAACUAGUCGAUCAAUUCAACUGGCAUGUCCAGGUCUCCCAGGCUGGGCAAAGAGCCGUCCCAUGGUCAAGCCUGCCAAGUUCAAGUCACUUUUUCAGCCUUGCGAGAUUCCGCGACGAGCUAAGAAUAGGGGUUGGCGAACUGGCCAACUCGGUAACGGGCGGCCAGCUCGCCGCUCUGAACGAGCAUGAGGGGGCGAUCCCUUUUUAUCUCAGCGACCAUCUCCUCCUGAACGCACUCGACGAGAGCGAGAUGAAAUACCUGCCCCUCUGGGCCGACGGACUCGACGACGGCUCCGGCGGCGUCUUUCAGGAGCCCGUGCCGCUCGCCGAAAUGGGCCCCUCGGAGCCGGGGCCCGGCUACCACACCGGCUUCACCGUUCCUAGCUAUGGCGGUACUGCUGCCGAUACUGAGACCCUCGAGGGAGGCAGCCGUGCCGGGGGGUAUGCCUCGACUGUCGCCCAGUCGUCAGUCGGCAUUGAUAUGGGCGUGUUGGCGCUCGAUGAUGAGAGCUAUUUUGGAGGUGGGACUGCGGCGGGCAAGAGCAUGCUCGCGCAGCGCAGCGCUACGCCUACGGCUACCGCUGAUGGGAAUUCGGUUGUUGAUGGUGGUGGUGUGCACCCAGCCCCACCGCCCUCCGAGUCGUUCGCCGCAGAUUCCAGAGAGGACGACGAUUAUGCUGAUGCCAUGUUUGCGCAGCCGGCCGACCAUCAGGUUCACGGUAUGGCGAUUGAGCGGUAUAUGGAGGAGGAAGAUAUGCAGGAGCAGAGGGAUGCGAUGGAUCUGGAUGAUAACUACGCUGAUGACAUGGACGAUAUGGGGUUCUAUGACUCGGAUGACGGCAGCUCGACCCUGGAUGGGUUUGAGGAGAUCAACGCUGACGCCGAUGGUGAUGCUAAUGCAUCAGGGCGGAUUUGAUGGGAUUUGGCGACAUCUCCUGGGAUAAACUCUUGCGAUCGGUCGGCUCUUUGCUUCUUCUUGAUUGCUAAUCGCAGCAGUCUGGGCUUUCACAUUUCUUUGCCCUGCCCAUUGACAGAGGGGAAAAAAGGAGUAUAUAACGCUUGGGUGCGUUCGGGCGCAAACGGAUAAC
Messenger RNA from Canariomyces notabilis, 2809 nucleotides. RefSeq lists its product as uncharacterized. NCBI's taxonomy places the organism in Eukaryota, Fungi, Ascomycota, Sordariomycetes, Sordariales, Chaetomiaceae. The record is from RefSeq and is a predicted model, not a curated record. The transcript is spliced from 4 exons. Bases 196 to 2637 code for a protein of 813 amino acids.